Amphimedon queenslandica is the source of this 1273-nucleotide messenger RNA. RefSeq lists its product as uncharacterized. The transcript has 4 exons. Lineage: Eukaryota; Metazoa; Porifera; Demospongiae; Haplosclerida; Niphatidae. The coding region runs from base 423 to 851 and encodes 142 amino acids. The record is from RefSeq and is a predicted model, not a curated record.
GAUCUUGACAUGUUGAUCUGUUUCCUGAAGAGCAUGCAACUCUGUCAAGAAUUGGAUCCAUCUUUUCUAAGAAUGACAAACCUCCACCAGUUAGCAGUGGAAGAGGAGGAGGAGGGAGGGAGAAAAAAAAGAGGCUGUUGUUCUUUCCAUGUCUUUUGUCUACUGAUAGACCUGAUGAGAUAACUAGUCAAGUGUAACAGUUUGGUUGGUGUGUAGUGUACCAGUAAACAUCAUUUCUUUCCUCCUCGAUACUUCCACGUCCUCUCAUUACAUCUUGCUUUUAAAAUGGCUUUAUACCUCAAAAAGAUCACAACUUAAAUCAAUGUUGUACAUUUUGAAAGAAUGGACUUUAUUGGUCUAAUUGCCAUGGUCUAGGAUCACUGGUGGAAAUUGUGGAUGAGAACCAGUGUGUACUAGUAGUGAUGUCCUUUAAACAACACAUUAUGAUGUCAGUAGGAAGAGAUGUGAUAGGAGAGGUAAUGAGUGUUUAUAAAGAAUCCUGUCCCAGUCUAGAGGUAGAAGAGUUAGUUAUUGAUCCUAAAGAACUAGCCUAUCCUGUGAAUACACCAAGAGAAAGGACAGUGUAUAGUGUAAAAGAUAUACUUUCUGCUAUUGGCAAUGGAGGCAAUUGCUUAGUUCAUAGAAAUGGAACAAGUACAGAAUUGAAGGAGAUCCUACCUGAUGAAUCAUUAUCAGAUAUUAGUAACCUGUCACUAUUAGGAGGACAUGACAUUAAGGAAGUGUUUAAAGAAUUCAAUGCUCAUGUACCAUUGACUGCAGUAAAGAUAGGUACAAGAAUUCAAAAUGACAAACCAGCUACUAAUUAUAUACUCACCCACACAGAUCAGUGAGUACAAUGAUGAUAAACAAAAAGUUACAUUGACUAUCAGGGAUCUGGUAGAGAUAAAACAAGUGUUAAGAGAUGGUCACUUUCAAACCAUCAAAUGGUUUGAUCUUGGUCUCUACUUGGGUCUGAGUUACAAUGAUUUGAAAACAAUUGAGCAUAAUUAUCCACGGGAUACUGAACAGUGUCUCACAGAAUGUUUAGCAAAAUGGCUCAUAAAUGAUAUUAAAGCAACAAGGAACAAACUAGCUAUUGCUGCUUGUAAAGCUAUUGCUGUUGACAAGAGAGAUAAGAAAAGAGUUUGAUGGUAUUGUAUGGUGUACCUGAUAAAUCAUUAAUGAUCUGAUAAUUAGUAAUAGUAAGCUGUCACUAUUAGGAGGAGAGGUAAUGGUAAAUGGGUAUUAGAAACACUCAUAAUCAUAAUCAUUA